AUGAUAAAAAUAAAUUUCAAAUUUUUAUGUUUUUCUUUUACAACUUUAAAAAGAGCGUACUACAAAAAGGCAAGUACAAGCACAAGCACAAGACGAGGGAAAGGCUAUCCUUUGAGUGCCUUUACCCUGAUAUGCUACUACUCCCUUUUCAUUUUUGCUAUCCUAUAUUUGCUUCAAAUUAAGAAAGUUCACGCAUAUGGAGUUGCAAAUACACUAAACUGGAAUGGUGGGCGUACAAAAUUUUCGAGAUCAAAACGGAAAAAUGAAAUAAAAAAUGUAUUUAGCAAAUGUGAAAAUAAUGUAAAAAAAGAAUGCUAUGCAAUAGGGAAAGAAAGAAAAUCCAAUGAAAUAGAGUCAAAAAGAGAUACAAAUAUAAAAAGUAAAUCUAUUAUGUACUUCAAAUCUUUGUGUAACAAUAAUGUAAUAAAUAAAAAUGUUGAUGAAAAUGUUAAUUUUAAUGAUGGAGUUGAAAAUUUUUUUGUUUUAAAUCCUAAUCCUAAUAUAUUAUUUUUAAUUAAUAAUAAUCCUCAACUACGAAAAAUACAUAGUGAAUAUAUAGAAGCAUCACAAGAAAUGGGAAAAUCCAAAAAAAAAAAAAAAAAUGUCAUAGAUGAAAAUAAGGAAGAUAUUGAAACAGAAAACAAAGAUAAAUCUAAUGGGGAAGGUAAAAAAAAGAUUCGUCUUAGAUUAAAAAGAGGAUAUUUAAAUGAUGUGUAUAAAAUUGAGAAGCAAAAAUUAAAUAAAAUUUUAUUAUCAUUCAAUGAUAAAAGUAUAUUUAACAAAAAACAAACAAAUGUAAAAGAAAAUAUAUUAUUAUUAAAUGGACAAACAGUUAAAACGGAAGUAGUUAAAGAAUACUUAUUUCAUAAAUUAAGAUUAGAAUAUUACGAAAAUAUAAGAGAUAAAAAAAAGAUAUUAACUUUAGACUUAUGGUCUAAAGAAAUUAAUAUUCCUAUUGAUAAAUUAAAAAAAUUAAUUAUUUAUAUUUAUAAAAUGAAAAGUUUAGUCCAAAAAGAAGAUGAAGAUCUAUUAAUAAAAACAUAUUUUUACAAUAAAAAAAAUAUGUUUUCACUUUUUAGAAAUACAUAUAAUAAUAAUGGUGAAGCAAAUAGCGAACCCUUUAAUUUUAAAAUCCCAGGUGAAGAUGAAAAUGUUGAACAAGUUGAACAGAAAGAAAUAAAUGUAGAAAAAAAAGACAAUGAAGAAAAUUAUGAUAUAUUUACAGAUUACUUUGAAAAUCAUGAUACUAUUUUAUAUAAAGAUUGUGAAAAAUUAAUAAAUGAACAAGUUCAAAAAUUUAUGGAAUAUAUUAAGGAUAUAGUAUUUUUUGAAAAUUCAAUUUAUAUAUUAGAAAAGCUUGAAAAUAGACCCCCAUUAUUAGAAGAAUUAAUUUAUGCAUAUGAUUAUGAAAAAGAUGAUUUUUUAAGAAAGUUGGAAAAUAAAAUUCGAUUAUCUCAAAAGUUGUUAAUAUAUUUUAUUCCUUUAAUAACUAAUAUCGUAAGAAAAUCAGAAAUGAAAUUAGGUAAUAGUAAUUUAAGUGAAGAUGAUUUUUUAUUAGUUAGUUUAGAUGCUGUAAAAAAUGGGUUCAAAAAAUAUGAUGUAGAAAAAUUAGGAUUAAAAAAUUUAACAAAAUAUGUAUAUAUGUGGGCAAAAAAUAGUACCUAUAAUUAUUAUCAAAAACAUAAAUCGUUUGUAUCUAUUUCUUCUCAUACAUAUAAUGAUUAUAAUAAAAUAAAUAAAUUUGAAGAAUCUUUUUUUGAAAAACAUGAUAGAAAACCAAAUAUAAAAGAAAUAAGUGAAGGAUUAAAUAUGAGUAUAGAACGAAUUGAAAAGGCUAUGUCAUCUAUGGUUAAUGUUAUAGAUGCAGAAAAACCAAUUACAUAUCAAAAUAGUGAUUCUGCACAUCCAGAAAAAAAUACUUACAAAGAUUUAAUUGUUAAUGCAGAUGAUAUUUACAGUUUUAAUGAAAUUAUGUAUAAUGAUAUUGUAAUAAAAGCUUUACGAAAAUUUAUCUCAAAAUCUUUAAAAAAAAAAAUAAGUAAAUUAAUAAUUUUUAUGAAAUUUGGUCUUUUUUUUAAAAAAAAAAAUUAUUCUGAUGAAGAAAUUUGUCAAAUUCUUAAAAUUAGUAAAAAAAAAUUUGAUAAAUAUUUUCAAGACUCAAUAAUACAAAUUAAAAAUUUUAUUAAAAAAAUUAAAUAUAAUAAAAAUAAUAAUGAUCCAAGUUCUGAUCUUACAACUUACUUGAACUUUUCACAAUUUGAUUUUAUGGGAAACGAAUUUUCACAAAUUGAAAUGUAA
Plasmodium vinckei vinckei is the source of this 2298-nucleotide messenger RNA. Its product is annotated as conserved Plasmodium protein, unknown function. The transcript has a single exon. Lineage: Eukaryota; Apicomplexa; Aconoidasida; Haemosporida; Plasmodiidae. The record is from RefSeq and is a predicted model, not a curated record. The coding region runs from base 1 to 2298 and encodes 765 amino acids.